CAUCGACGCGCUAACGCUCACAAUCCAACCGAACCCACAUGGGGAACGUCAUCAGUGCCGCAUUAGCGGCGACAACAGCCCCUGCCAAUGGCACUGGGCCAUCUAUGCCUAUGUGGCAGUGGAUUCUAAUUGAAUUUGGUAUCUGCAUGGGUGUCUUUAUCUCCAUUAUGCAGACAACCGUUCUCAGCCCUGCGAUGGAGCCAAUUGAGAAGGCCAUCCGCGCACGGCCCGGACAACCUGACUGUGCUGCCCUUGCCUACAAUCUUGCCUUUAUCGCAUUCGCGUCGUUCAUGGUCUCUUUGGCGGAUGUCUCUGGCCGGCUUUUCAUGUACUUCUUGUCUGCUAUGCUCUAUAUCUUUGCGUCCCUUGCAUGCGGAAUUGUACGCACAGUUAUUCCACUCAUGGUACUUCGUGCGCUCCAAGGAAUCGGCGGCAGCGGACUUUACGGGAUAGGUGCUGUCAUCGCGACGGAGGUUACUCCUAUCAGCAUGAUCCAGUUCAAUAGUGCCUGUUUCGGAUUCGCCAUUGCGGUUGCUGGUGUUUGCGGUCCCCUGAUUGGUGGUGCCAUUGCCAAGCUGAAGUGGAAUUGGAUCUUCUGGAUGAACUGCCUUAUCAUCACCGUAUCCAUGACAAUGGUCAUGUACUCCCUGCCCCGUAAUGGUAGGGCGCGACUUCACCUACAGGUCCCCUUCCGGAGGAUUGACUUCUUUGGCCACCUCCUCUUCGCCAUCAUCUCGGUGCUGCCGAUCACUGCCCUUCAACUCAUAGGAAUCAAUCUCUACACCACCUCAACCCCCGGAGUGACUCUCUUCUCCGUUCUCAUGAGCAUCGGGGUUGUCUGCUUAGUUGCGUUGGCCUUCUGGGAACGAUGCCAGACCCAAGUGCAGUCCGGACGAUCUACCGCCCUGGUGCCGAUGAGUUUCAUGCGAAACGGCGCGUUCGCGGCAACUCUCAUCGCCAUCUUCUUCAAUGGUUGGAUCUAUUUCGCCAUCGUCUUUGGCCUGCCUCUCCGCCUGACUAUCGUCAACAAGUUCACGAGCGCGAGAGCAGGGCUCGCCUUGGCGUCGGUGCUUCCUGCAGUUGCACUUGGAUGCAUCACGGCGAGCUUAUGCUCACGCAAGCUCAAUCGCACCACUCUAGUGAUGACCCUUGCUGCAGUCCCCGUGCUCAUCGGUACGGCACUACUCACGUGGCUCGGCGAUAUAGACAGUGUCAGGACUGACCCAAUCUCAUCCAAAGUGUUGCUCGCGCUCCUCGCCCUGGGAUUCGGGCUUGGACUCACCAUCUCCUCCGCCACCCUGGUCGCCAGCUUCGAGAGCGGUCUGUGGGACUACGGCUCUGCCCAUGCCCUGCUCGGCCAGCUGCUUGUUUUCGGCGGCACCUUAGGCGUCGCCGUCAACACAGCCCUCGUGGGCGUCGCCGAUCUCAAGCACCAGAUCCUGCAGCUCUCCUGGCUCCACGCCUACCGCACCACGAUGAUCAUCUGCUCGGCGCUCGCCGGCGUAGUUCUGGUGAUCAUGCUCGUCUCCUCCGCCUUCUGGCCCACCCGCUACCCCUGGGUCUCGAAGCAGAAAUACAUCGAGAACCAAAUGUCCGCAUGGACGACCGCGAACCCGCCUCCUCCUCCGCCCACCGCACCGGCGCCACACACGACCCUACAGCUCGCUCUGAUGCAUAUCGGGUUUUCCCACCAAGCGCCCGCACCGCCUGCUACAUCCGAUGUGUCCAAUACGGGGUCGGCGCAUGAUCUCUCGAAUCUUCCUCAACCGGCCGGCAACCAGAAGCAGCCGGAGGGGACCGAAGGCCAGAGCCUGACCAGCGUGUCGAGCCAGACCACCUACGCGACCGGUAGCGAGACCACCUACGCGACCAGUAGCGAGACCACCGAUACGACUGGUGGCAAUACCACCGACGGGGACCGAAGCUAUACCGCCCCUAAUGACACGAAUGGAUACCCGCGUCCCAUGUCCGUGUACCAGCUCGUUUGAGGGUCACCCACCUGCUCUUUAUAUGCGAUGGAUGUACAAGGGCGCGUGAAGGUGUGGGAUUGGUGGUUGCGAUUGUGGGAUUGAUGGUUAUGGUGGAGUAUGGUGCUGGUGUGAUAUGGUCGGUCGAGUAUGGCGUUCCGGUCUACAGUUCUUACUGAACUGGACUCUUGUACCCGUUGGCCGUUGCUUUAAUGAUGGCUUUCAAGAGGAUGAUGAAUUGUGGCUUACGAACUGCUUGGUGAGCAGUGUUCAUGGCUAAAAUUCAAUAAUUAUGGCGGAGUUGGCGCUGGUGUGAUAUGGUUAAUGGAGCAUGGCGUUCCGGUCCGCAGUUCCUUGCUGAACUGGAC
Molecule: messenger RNA, 2335 nt
Organism: Eremomyces bilateralis CBS 781.70
Lineage: Eukaryota; Fungi; Ascomycota; Dothideomycetes; Eremomycetales; Eremomycetaceae
Product: MFS general substrate transporter
Exons: 4
Coding region: 39-1988 (649 amino acids)
Biological process (GO): transmembrane transport
Molecular function (GO): transmembrane transporter activity
Source: RefSeq, a predicted model, not a curated record